AUGCGUUCGCUUACCGUCUUUCUCUAUGCCCUGGUCCUUCUGGCCCUUGGCGCUCACUCGACCCCUGAUCGUGCGAACCACCAGGGAGGACAAGACAGCAGCUGCGAUGAGAGCAGCAAGGUCCAGGGCGUAACCGGAGGGGUUGGCUCCAGCAGCUCGCAUUCAUCUAUCGCCACCACUACCACCACCGCACCACCCAAGACUGCUUCUUCAAAGGCGUCCAGCGCCACAUCAUCUGUGUCUAAGUCCAGAACUUACACGACUACUGUCACGUCGACCAAAACCAACACGGUGACAGUCAGAGCCACAGCUGGGUCAUGUGGCUUGAGCAGUGCUACCACGGGUCUUCCACUUACCACGUCUGCUGUCGUCCCUACCUACAACAACACGACGGUGGCGUUGAACACGACUACCUCGACUAUGCAUCUCACCAACGUGACCUAUUCCAGACACUCAGCCACCUCUGCCCCCAAUGCUACAGUCCCCAAGCCGACCAUUAGCCCCACGAUCUCGGGCUUCCAGGGCGUGGCAGCCGGCCUUUCCAGUCAAUCUCCUGCGUCAGUAUUUUCUUUGGGGUGCUUGGUAUUUAUGGCGGCCUUGUUGGUCUAG
Molecule: messenger RNA, 609 nt
Organism: Exophiala aquamarina CBS 119918
Lineage: Eukaryota; Fungi; Ascomycota; Eurotiomycetes; Chaetothyriales; Herpotrichiellaceae
Exons: 1
Coding region: 1-609 (202 amino acids)
Source: RefSeq, a predicted model, not a curated record